AUGACGCAGCAAAGGUCAGCCGGAGCAUUAGCUGUAUACUAUUUGGGGAACCCGCAGAAUAGUAGAAACAAUCCGUAUUCAAACACGUACAAUCCUGGCUGGAGGAAUCACCCAAAUUUUAGUUGGAGUGGCAAGCAAGAAGGACACAAUGUUGGAACAUCCAAUGCUCCAGCAUUUCAGCAGAAGGUAAGUUAUUGUCCUGGUUUUGCGAAUCAAGGACAGAGGGUAGCACAGAAGCAAUCAGAAGGAUCAUUUGCAUCAUUGGAAAAGUUGAUGAAGCAAUACAUGGCCAAUAAUGACGUCAUUGUGCAAAGCCAGGCUGCAUCAUUAAGGAACCUAGAGUUGCAAGUAGGCCAGUUAGCGACGGAUUUGAAGAGCAGACCGCAAUUGCAUGUGAACAUAUUGGUGGAAGUUCUAGAGCAAAUGCCAAAUUAUAUGAGGUUCUUGAAAGAGAUACUCACAAAGAAGAGAACAUUGGGAGAGUAUGAGACUGUAGCAAUGACUAAAGCUUGCAGCACCAUACUCAUAAGCAAAAUUCCUGCAAAGAUGAAAGAUCCUGGGAGUUUUACCAUACCAGUUUCAAUUGGAGGACAACAGAUAGGACUUGCCUUAUGUGAUCUGGGCGCCAGCAUCAAUCUCAUGUCGUUAUCAAUUUACAACAAGUUGGUCAUUGCAGAAGAAGAUAAGAAGGUUUCUAUUAUUCUUGGAAGACCAUUCCUCCCAACUGAGAGAGUUUUAGUAGAUGUCCACAAAGGAGAGCUGACAAUGCGUGUGCAGGAUCAAGAAGUGAAAUUCUCGGUGCAUGACUCCAUGAAAUUUCCUACUGAAUCAGAAUAG
This is a messenger RNA of Momordica charantia (bitter melon), 837 nucleotides long. RefSeq lists its product as uncharacterized. Lineage: Eukaryota; Viridiplantae; Streptophyta; Magnoliopsida; Cucurbitales; Cucurbitaceae. The record is from RefSeq and is a predicted model, not a curated record.